CUGUGAUUGUGUUGAUAUUCUUUUCUAAGCUCCGAUCAAUCUCAACUGUCGAUUAAUAUUUUCUAUUAUAUUGAACUUUGGAUUUGAGUUUGGAGAAUCGGGACCUGAAACUUAUCCAUUAAAAAUUAGGAUAUAACCAUACCAUAAACUCGAUUUAAUUCAUAAUCUAGAUAGAGAUAUCUCGUAGUGCUAGGUAACCUUUAUUUAUAACUUUUAAAUUUGUCCACAAAACGCUCAUUUCCUUCUUUCCCCUCCCUCGGUUCCGUCGGCCGGCAGUCCUUCCGCUGUCUUUUACACUAUUGCCAACUGGUAAUACAGCUACAUUCACGUAAGAAGACGACGACAUUGUCAAGUGAGAAGAAAAAGAAGUCUAAGAAGGAGGACGAAGAGGAGGAAGAUGAGCGUGAUCGAUCUGAUAACUAGAGUCGACUCGAUUUGCCGGAAGUUCGAUAAGUACGAUGUGGAUAAGCAAGCUGAACUUAACGUCUCCGGCGAUGACGCUUUCGCUCGCCUCUACGCCGUAGUCGAGGCCGAACUCGACUCCACAAUCGAGAAAGCGGAGUCUGUGGCAUCGGCGAAGAAUCGGGCUGCCGUUGUUGCUAUCAAUGCCGAGAUCCGGAGGACCAAAGCUCGGUUGCUUGACGAGAUCCCGAAAUUGCAGCGACUUGCUAUGAAGAAGGUCAGAGGUCUUUCAAGGGAAGAGCUCGAGGCUCGCAGUGAUUUGGUUUCUGCACUAAAAGAUAGGAUCGCGUCGGUGCCUGAUGGAACCACGACUGCAGCCCAACCAAGCAGCAAUGGAGGAGCUUCAGCAUCUACUGGAAUCAAGUUUAAUUCAAACUAUGAUGGCAGUUUUGAUAGUGAUUACUUCCAAAACACUGAAGAGACCGACCGAUUCAGGCAGGAAUACGAAAUGCGUAAAAUGAAACAGGAUGAAGGUUUAGAUGUUAUAGCUGAAGGAUUGGAUACUUUAAAGGACAUGGCGCAUGAUAUGAAUGAGGAAUUGGAAAGACAAGUACCCCUGGUUGAUGAAAUUGAUGAGAAGGUUGAUAAAGCAUCAUCGGACCUCAGAAGUACUAAUGUGAGACUCAAAGAUACUGUAAACCAGCUAAGAUCCAGCCGCAACUUUUGUAUCGACAUCAUCCUCUUGUGCCUCGUUUUGGGCAUUGCUGCCUAUUUAUACAAGUGAGCCGCUCUACUCUGACCGAAUGAACUUGUAGUCUAUUGAUAUGUGCAUACUGCCUGCCUUUUGCUACAAGUGUGUAGGAUACUGAAAAAACAAAAAACAAAAAAAGUAAUACAGCAGAUUUCAGCAACCGUCUUCCAGAGUUGAUAACUAACACAUCAACAAGCAAAUGUCAAACAAUUUCUAGUCGACCGUCAUGAUAGUAAAUUUGACAAACCCUGUGCACCUUGUUGAAGCUCCUGAGUCUGCCACUAGAGGCUUUUUAGCCAACUUGAAAGCUAGAUUCAAGGUCUAAGCAGUUUUACCCGGUGACAUUUCUAUUUCUACUGAAACUUUUUUGCAAAUCACAUUAGGUGGCUAGUAGCUAUUUCAAGCCAGACCAUACACCGUAAUGAGAUGUAUUAUGAAUCUUCACAUCUAUGAUCUCAGUAACCUAUAUGUUGCUCUUGAAACCUGCAGCGUGUUAAAGUGAAGAUCUUUACAAAAUCCCACUCUUUUGGGAAGCGGUUGUUGCCGUUGGUUGGCGUUGAUGGUGGCUUCUGUGGCUUGAGAAGUUCCCUCUGCUUGUGUGACUGCAUGUUUUGCUUGUAAUUGACUUGCCCUCUAUUUUUUUUUUUCUUCUUUCGGCCAUGUAUUUGAGAUUCGGAACUUUUUCUUUUUAACAUCAACCAGCAGAGCGAUUUGGAAUUCAGAAUUCAAGGAUUGCAAGCAUGUAUUUGGAUUCUUUGGAUUUGAAUUUAGCUCAAAUACCAGGAUGAAUUUCAAAUGUUAAGGGGUAAAUGUCACAUUUGGUCAUUGAGAUUACUUAAUCAUGUUAUGUUUAGUCACUAGAAAAAAUUAAUAUCAAUUUUGUUCACUCGAAUUAUUAAAACAGGUCACGUUCAAUCACUCUCCUGUUAGCCUCCGUCCAACUCCGACCACUCGAAUUUCUUAUGAAUGUCCCUCGAAUUACCGAAACAUGUCACAUUUAGUCACUCUCCGUUAGCCUCCGUCAAACUCCGUUAAUGGAGUUGAACAGAAACUAACGAGAGAGAGUGACUAAAUGUGACAUGUUUCAGUGUAAUUCGAGUGACCAAAAUUUAUAUUAAUUUUUUUCUAGUGACUAAACAUGACAUGAUUUAGUAAUCCAGUUAUUAAAUGUGAUAGGAUUUUAAAUAUGAGAUGAAUUGUCCGCUCAUUCUCAAUAGAUCCAAACUGAAAAGCUCCAAUUCCUCCACUAGUACGACAAUACCUCUACUGUUGCCCUAACUUGUGGUGUUUUUUGCGCCAUCCAUAACCCAUUUGACGGUGGAGUCGAGGCCAUUGUAUGAACCCUGUGUGUGUAUAUAUGUAAGUGAUUAGAAGGAUUUAUCCUAGGGUUAAUUAGAUUAUUUGUAAUUAAUAAAUGCUAGUUUAGAAA
Messenger RNA from Linum trigynum, 2582 nucleotides. The record is from the annotation of a GenBank genome assembly. NCBI's taxonomy places the organism in Eukaryota, Viridiplantae, Streptophyta, Magnoliopsida, Malpighiales, Linaceae.